AUGGCUUCCCCUAUUAUGAAACAACUAGACCAACUCUUGAUUAAAGAACUAAAACAAGAGCUUCGGUAUCGAGGUCUAAAGCAUGGUGGUAGCAAGGGGACACUUACAGCUCGUCUCCGGCAAGCCCUGAUUGAGGAAGAAGAAGACCCGGACAGUUAUCAAUUCGAAGUAGGGCUAGAUAUAACUGAACUCCUAGGUAAGAUGCAGGAAAAGAUGGAACUCCUAGGUAAGAUGCAGGAAAAGAUGGAACUACUAGGUAAGAUGCAGGAAAAGAUGGAUACACUUGAUAUAGGGAUUAGAACCAUGCAGGACAAAAUAGACACACUGUAUUCGGGGAUCAGGACUGAAUUGGUAUCGGUUAACCAGAAAAUAACAAAGAUGGAGGUCACGAUGAACCAGAGAGUCGAUAUGGUAGAAAAAGACAUAGAAAAACUGAAAGUUCAAGUUAGAGAAGGGCUCAAUGGUGAGUAA
Messenger RNA from Biomphalaria glabrata, 471 nucleotides. Its product is annotated as SAFB-like transcription modulator. The record is from RefSeq and is a predicted model, not a curated record. The transcript has a single exon. The coding region runs from base 1 to 471 and encodes 156 amino acids. NCBI's taxonomy places the organism in Eukaryota, Metazoa, Mollusca, Gastropoda, Planorbidae.